AUGCCAGCGGCAACGCCACCCCCAGGCGUGACUGCGAAUUUUGACAACCCGCCAUCAAAUGCUUAUAUUCUCAUUAUUGUUUCAACGAUUUGCAUGGUGCUCUUGUAUGUGACCAUGACCAUCAGCCUAUAUGCCAAGAUCAAUAUUCGGAAGAAUAUGGCGUUGGAUGAUUGGAGCCGAUUAAUUGCGACAUUUGGUACGACAAUAUACUAUAUCGCCAGUGUUAUCGCUGUGACAAAAGGGAAAUUCGGCAUCCACAUGUAUGAUCUCACAGCAGAAGAUGCCAUGUGCACCUCUUUCAUUGUCUCCGGCUUUUUCACAAAUUGGUUGACCGCACUGGUAUGGCCGUUCGCCAAGUCUUCCUUCUUCCUUCUUUACCUCGAGAUGUUCCGCACAAUACGAUGGCAGCGAUAUGCCAACUACGUUGGAUUAUUUGUCAACUGGGGCUUCUAUACCGCCGCCUUGACCGCAACACUAUACUAUACAAGUCCAGCGCCUGGAGAGACAUGGCAGGAGUCGAUAACCUCGGAGCGCUACGCCAAGAUGGAGGCUUGGAUUAUGCCGAUCGCUUCAAUCAACCUCGUCAUUGACGUGUAUAUCCUUAUUAUCCCAAUUAUCCCAAUCUUGGGAUUGAAAAUGAACAACAAGAAGAAACUGGGUGUCCUUUCGGUCUUCGCGACCGGUGUUCUCGCGUGCGUCGCCUCUUCACUGAGUAUCUAUUUCAAGAUGUCUCUGAAUUGGCAUUAUACCGAUUACAGUUACUACACCACACCCGUGUUGAUCAUGUGUCUAGUGGAAAUGUGCGUCGGUGUUACGGCCAGCGCGAUGCCAUCAAUGGCGCUUUUCUUCCGACACAAGGGCAGCAAGAUAACGAAAGCUGUUUCUCGAUUUUCCCGCUCAUCUCAACCUCGGUCAUCUCACAGUGGCAAUGUGAAGUGUGUGCAGUCUAUCGAUGAUUCGGUUGAUUCGGAUCGUUGGCCCCUCAAAGACAUUAAAGCAUCCUCUAAGGGCCAGUAUGAUGGCACAGAUGAUACCGCUCAUCUUAACUCGGUUCAGACAUUCAUUCAGGCUGCGACUCCCACUAGUCAGGUGGAUGCCGAUGGAGCGAUUUGUUUACAAUAUGCAUUCAAUCAGGGCUACGAGGAUCGUGGGACGCCCGACCCUGCAAAUAAGGUCUAA
Penicillium verhagenii is the source of this 1179-nucleotide messenger RNA. RefSeq lists its product as uncharacterized. The transcript is spliced from 4 exons. The coding region runs from base 1 to 1179 and encodes 392 amino acids. The record is from RefSeq and is a predicted model, not a curated record. Lineage: Eukaryota; Fungi; Ascomycota; Eurotiomycetes; Eurotiales; Aspergillaceae.